CGGCUCCCGUAGGCGUGCGCCGGUGGGAGCGGGGCUGCAGCCUGUUGCGGAGCCGGCGCGGCUGCGGGUGGUGGCGGUGCUGUGUCGUGCCUGGGGGACAUGGUGGGCUCCAGCGAGGCCGGGGGCGAGCCGUGGCGCGGCCGCUACUACCGGCUGGAGGAGGUGCAGAAGCACAACAACAGCCAGAGCACCUGGAUCAUCCUGCACCAUCGUAUCUACGAUGUCACCAAGUUUCUAGAUGAGCACCCAGGUGGUGAAGAGGUCCUUAGGGAGCAAGCUGGGGGAGAUGCUACUGAGAACUUUGAAGAUGUUGGCCAUUCUACAGAUGCAAGAAAACUGUCAGAAACCUUUAUUGUUGGGGAACUUCAUCCGGAUGAUAGAGGGAAGCUUCAGAAACCAACAGAAACUCUUAUUACCACUACUCAGUCCAAUUCCAGUUCAUGGUCCAACUGGGUGAUCCCGGCAAUAGCAGCAAUUAUUGUGGCCCUGAUGUAUCGUUCCUACAUGUCGGAGUAAGCGCCUUACAGAGAACUAAUGCAAGAAGAGACUGAUCUGGGAGAGAAUAUAAGCAAUCCUAACCCAGUAUGUUCCCAGACAAAAGCCUGAUGUCUGAAGAGAAAUUCAACUUUUUCAGAAAACUGAACAAUUCUUUUCUGCUGUGCACUUUUCUUAAUGUUGCCUUCUUAUUUGCUGUUCUGAAGGGAUAAAGAGGCAGCAUUUCUUUUUGUAUAACAAUUUUAUUCUCCAAUGAAUUAUUUGAUUACUGUAUGGGUUUCUGUGUUAGAAUAUUGGUUUGUAUGUAACACUCUGAUUGUGUUUCCCUUUAACCUGUAAAGAGAGUCCUAUGGACCCCAUUACUUAUAAAUUUUACAGCUUUAAAUGACUACCAAAACUGUGUACAUGUAUUUGUCCAUGUACACAACUUCAAUUAACUUACUACAUUUAAGAAAACAUAAUUUUUAUGUUUGAAUGAAAUGCUAAUUAAAUGUAAUUAAAAAAAAGCAGAGUUGGAGUAGUAGGUACUGGUGCCCAUAAGUGAUUGGUCCCUACCAAUCAGGCUAUAAUGAGCUGACUUUUUUUUUUUUUCCCCCUUUCCUCUUGACAUCUUCUCUUAUAGUUGUUGUAGAUGCUGCUACUAGCAAACCAUUCUCUUGGCUCACAUGGAAAACUUCAGGUGAUACAUGAAACCCAAUGUUUGGCUCAAUUAUGUCUGUCUCAGUUUUGUGAAGAGUAGCUGUUUUUUGCAAAAAAAAAAAAAAAAAAAAGGCAGAAAAAAGUAACUGCUAUGAAAUAAUACUGUUCCUGCCAAGCACUCAGGUGACUAAAUUUUUUCUGGAACUUUUAGACUUUUACGAAAUCUUCACCUUUGUCAUGUACAUUGUGGGGGGGGGAAAACAUGGAAUCUGUUUCUGACUGUUCUAUGAUGUGCUCCUUGGUGCUUUACUAUGAAGAGAUGACUAUUUUCACUGCUAAAUACAAGAUAACUGAAAGUUUGCAUUUUGUGGUGAACAUUUUUAGCCAUAUGUAAAUGAUCAUGAAUAAAAGUUUAAUUGCUUAUU
Molecule: messenger RNA, 1559 nt
Organism: Falco peregrinus (peregrine falcon)
Lineage: Eukaryota; Metazoa; Chordata; Aves; Falconiformes; Falconidae
Product: cytochrome b5
Exons: 5
Coding region: 100-516 (138 amino acids)
Cellular component (GO): mitochondrial outer membrane; intracellular membrane-bounded organelle
Molecular function (GO): heme binding
Source: RefSeq, a predicted model, not a curated record